CCGCGGUCGCCUCGGGAUCAGGGACCAGAGAGGCUGCGGGGACCGGGCUGGGCGGGACCCCAGGGAGGCGGGGGCUACGGUACCCGCCCCGCCCGCCACACCUGGAGCCGGGGACCCGGAGAGGCGGGGCGGGGCUGCGCGCUGGCCCGGCGCCGGAGCAGCUCGCCGGAGCGGCCCGGACCUGAGCGGGGCGAGGGGGAGGGUCUGCAGGCCGAGUCCGCGGCUCGGGGACGGGACCCCGCACCCGGGGGGACGCCGGCCCCCGCGAGGCGCACCGGCGCGCGGCGCGGCCAUGGAGCGGGCGGGCCCCGGCUGCGCGCGGCCGCGGGAGCGGGACUCGGUGGAAGCGUGGCUGGACGACCACUGGGACUUCACCUUCUCGUACUUCGUUCGGAAAGGCACCAGAGACAUGGUCAAUGCAUGGUUUGCUGAGAGAGUCCACACCAUCCCUGUCUGCAAGGAAGGCUUCCGAGGCCACGCAGAGUCUUGCUCCUGCCCACCGUCGCAGAGCCCCCGCACAGAGAGCAGCGCCCCUGGAACGCCAGCCAGGAAAAUCUCAGCCUCCGAAUUUGACCGGCCUCUUAGACCGAUUGUCAUCAAGGAUUCUGAGGGCGCCGUGAGUUUCCUCUCUGACUCAGAAAAGAAAGAACAGAUGCCUCUGACCCCCCCAAGGUUUGACCAUGAUGAAGGGGACCAGUGCUCAAGACUCUUGGAAUUAGUGAAAGAUAUUUCUAGCCAUUUGGAUGUCACUGCAUUAUGUCACAAAAUCUUCUUGCAUAUCCAUGGACUCAUCUCCGCUGACCGCUAUUCCCUGUUCCUGGUCUGUGAGGACAGCUCCAAUGACAAGUUCCUUGUCAGCCGCCUCUUUGAUGUGGCAGAAGGUACAACACUGGAAGAAGCUUCCAACAACUGUAUCCGCCUGGAAUGGAACAAAGGCAUCGUGGGGCACGUGGCAGCGUUGGGUGAGCCCUUGAACAUCAAAGAUGCGUAUGAAGAUCCCCGAUUCAAUGCAGAGGUUGACCAAAUUACAGGCUACAGGACACAAAGCAUUCUUUGUAUGCCAAUUAAGAAUCACAGGGAAGAGGUCGUUGGUGUAGCCCAGGCCAUCAACAAGAAAUCGGGAAAUGGUGGGACGUUUACUGAAAAAGAUGAAAAGGACUUUGCUGCUUACUUGGCAUUUUGUGGUAUCGUUCUCCAUAAUGCCCAGCUCUAUGAGACUUCACUUCUGGAGAACAAAAGAAAUCAGGUGCUGCUUGACCUUGCUAGCUUAAUUUUUGAAGAACAACAAUCACUAGAAGUAAUUCUAAAGAAAAUAGCUGCCACUAUUAUCUCCUUCAUGCAGGUGCAGAAAUGCACCAUUUUCAUAGUGGAUGAAGAUUGCUCCGAUUCCUUUUCUAGUGUGUUUCACAUGGAGUGUGACGAAUUAGAAAAGUCAUCAGAUACUUUAACAAGGGAACGCGACGCAAGCAAAAUGAAUUACAUGUACGCUCAGUACGUCAAAAAUACUAUGGAGCCACUCAACGUCCCAGAUGUCAGUAAGGACAAAAGAUUUCCCUGGACAAAUGAAAACACAGGGAACGUAAACCAGCAGUGCAUUAGAAGUUUGCUUUGUACGCCUAUAAAAAAUGGGAAGAAGAAUAAAGUGAUAGGGGUUUGCCAACUUGUUAAUAAGAUGGAGGAGAACACUGGCGAGGUUAAACCUUUCAACCGAAAUGAUGAACAGUUUCUGGAAGCUUUUGUCAUCUUCUGUGGCUUGGGAAUCCAGAACACGCAGAUGUAUGAAGCUGUGGAGAGAGCCAUGGCCAAGCAAAUGGUCACGUUAGAGGUGCUGUCCUAUCACGCGUCAGCAGCGGAGGAGGAGACGAGGGAGCUACAGUCCUUGGCGGCUGCUGUGGUGCCAUCCGCCCAGACCCUUAAGAUCACCGACUUCAGCUUCAGCGACUUUGAGCUGUCGGACCUGGAGACGGCGCUGUGCACAAUUCGCAUGUUCACCGACCUCAACCUCGUGCAGAACUUCCAGAUGAAGCAUGAGGUUCUUUGCAGGUGGAUUUUGAGUGUUAAGAAGAAUUACCGGAAGAAUGUCGCUUAUCAUAAUUGGAGACAUGCCUUUAACACAGCUCAGUGCAUGUUCGCAGCCCUAAAAGCAGGCAAAAUUCAGAACCAGCUGACGGACCUGGAGGUGCUGGCCCUGCUGAUCGCAGCCCUCAGCCACGAUCUGGACCAUCGCGGCGUGAACAACUCCUACAUCCAGCGAAGUGACCACCCGCUUGCCCAGCUGUACUGCCACUCUACCAUGGAGCACCACCAUUUCGACCAGUGCCUGAUGGUUCUCAACAGCCCGGGCAAUCAGAUUCUCAGUGGCCUCUCCAUUGAAGAAUAUAAGACCACGUUGAAAAUAAUCAAGCAAGCGAUUCUAGCUACAGACCUGGCCGUGUACAUUAAGAGGCGGGGAGAGUUUUUUGAACUUAUAAGAAAAAAACAAUUCAACUUAGAAGACCCUCACCAAAAGGAGUUGUUUUUAGCGAUGUUGAUGACGGCGUGUGAUCUCUCUGCGAUUACAAAACCCUGGCCCAUUCAGCAACGGAUAGCAGAGCUUGUAGCGACUGAAUUUUUUGACCAAGGAGACAAAGAGAGAAAAGAACUCAACAUCGAGCCUGCUGAUCUCAUGAACAGAGAGAAGAAAAACAAAAUCCCAAGUAUGCAAGUCGGCUUCAUCGAUGCCAUCUGCUUGCAGCUGUAUGAGGCCCUGACCCACGUAUCGCAGGACUGUUUCCCUUUGCUGGACGGCUGCAGGAGGAACAGGCAGAAGUGGCAGGCGCUGGCCGAGCAGCAGGAGAAGAUGCUGGUGAACGGGGCCAGCGGCCAGACCAAGCGCAGCUGAGGCCCGCGCGUGUGUGCGCGGCUUCCAGACGCAGUCUGCGUCCGCCCGGGGCGCUGGGCACCGUCCAGGUGUGGUGUGUGUGCGUCCACUGCUGUAUUUUUAUUUUUGCACAACGUUGAGAGCACAGCACGCAGUGUCUUUAGGGGACCCUUCUGUAUUUCUGUGUAUUUGUUUUAUGCCACUGAGCUGAGCUGAGCUAACUGACACGUGGGCUCGUGUGCCACCUGGGCACUGAAGGUGCGGGCUGUGUCCCCGCACUGGGGCUGCUGGUUUCGCUGGGAGGUUUUAAAUCAUUGGUUUUGUGUUUUGGGAAUUACCAAUCUUUCAAGAAUGUUUGGAAUCUUUUCUUUCUUGAAAAUAGGCGAGGAGCGAAUUGAAUAUGAUCUGUGACAUUUAAAACCUUCAAAGGAUAGAGAAAAAUUGUGGGUUGAGUGUAUUUUAAGGGGAAGGGGGGACAUUUAUCAAUGAUGUAUCACCUUAACACAAAAGUAAAAACUCUGACACAAACAGAAGGUACUGUAAGGCGGUAUUGCAAAGCAAAGGUGUCAUUUAAUUAUCACUGGUUUUAUUGAGACAAGUGGGAUCCAGAAGUGGAAUGUGUGUCGGCUCUGUUGGAAGACACUUUGGAGAAGCAGUAAGUGUUUCAAAUAUUGAUUCCUCUUUUUAUGUAACUUCCUCAUUGCUCAUCUUACAAACCAUAGUUCAUAAGUGAACAGUUUAAAUCUCAGCAGGAAAGCAAGAAAAAUGUGAUAAUUGGAGCACUGACCUAAAGUGAGAUAACGGCUGUAGAGAAGAGGAUACAAAACAAAUCCAUUUUUAUUUUUCUUUGUCAAAUGAAGUACAAAGUUUUAAUUAUAUAAACAGCAGAAGGCUAUCCUUGGUAUUGGGGUCACAAAUGAAAUCGGGGGAGCAGCAGGGUAAGAAACCUGAGACCAUACUGACUGUGUGACUGACAGGUGCCUUGUUUGCUUUGUAGGACUAGUCACCCCACAAUCACAGCGGUUGGGGCACGUACCCUGAACCCUGACCCUCGCUUGGACGUGGUGGUAUUUACUUCUCACGGCUUUCUGUACAUUUAGAAAACGUUAACGUGUUCUUAGAAUUGGAGCCCCUUUCACUGGGACUCUCCUGCAAGCGAGCUCCUAACGCACAGUGAGUAUUGGAGAAGUAGAGUCAGGUCUCCAGGCAGGACAGGAAAAUCUCCCAGUACCAGGGAGUGUGAGUAGGAAGAGAGCUAUCUGUGGGAUUGGUUAACUCCCUUCCCCACCCCCAAAAGUUUCUGAGCUUCUAUCAGUAAUUUGGAUAGAAAAUCUCGGGGUUAUGGCACUGCAGCCUUCUCAGUGACUUUUCACUAAAACACGUUUUUCCAUUCGUGUCAUUUUUCUCUAAACUGCCUAAAAUUCAACAUGUUCCUUAAGUUUUUAAAAUCAAGUACGUAUAUGUAUCUUGACAUAAUGUAGCUGUAUUCUUUACCAGUCAGGUAAAGGGGGGGGUGAGUGGGCCAAACAAAUUGUACGGCCGUUAUUUUGUAGUAGUGAAGGCGGCCUAGAAAGGUAUCCGCCGUUUAACGCUACAUGUAUUGCUAUUCUCACACUACUUGUAUUUUCAGAAUGUUAUUCUAUUUUUAUUUUAUGUCAUACAGAUGAGAUCUGUAAGGUUACCUCUUGGUGGCACUGGUGUGUAAACUACAGACUGUCGCUGAAACAAUGUGCCCACAUACUGGUAUUCACCUAUGCAUGAUAUGUGAUUCCUUAGUGCAGAAAACUGUUUAAAGAAUAACCGUCUUUAAUAACCUAUCUUUUCAUUGUAUACAUGUGACUUAGCAGUUAUGCUAAAAUCUGUAGUCACAUACUUCAGUAGUUUGUUUAGACCCCUCUGGUAUAUGUCCCUGAGAUUUUUACAGACAUAGUAUACUCAAUGGAAGAUAUAUGAGCGUGUGUCAUUUUAACAAGCAAAGAGACAUAUUUAGAUUAGAAAUUGUUUGGUUUACCUUUAGAUCAUGAUUAAUUUUACUUUACUAGUUUAGAAAUUAAAAGAAGUUGGGCAAUGCCAUGCCUAUUUUAUUGUUGGGUGUUUUGGUUCGUACAGAAGUACUUCUUUAGGACUGGUUAGUUGGUUCAAAUAAGUUUUAGGAAAAUCAUUCCAUACAUGGUUUCAUAUAUGGUACAUGGGCACAAAUCAGAGUUUUCGUUCUUAUGUGAAUAUUUCCUUCCCGGUAUCUUCUUAAGCUGGAAAAAAACUAACUUUCUAGCCCUCCCCACCACCCCCUGUAUUUAUACCGCUUGUUGCAGAUUUUGUUUUUGUCAUAGCUGAGUCACAUGACGCCAUUUCAGUUCCGUUUUCAGCCCGAAGGCCCCACUCAAUUACUAAGUUGUCAAAAUGAUGUCUGUGAACGUGCCUGGCCUUGUGGCUUCAGAGGACUGGCUUUUGCCAUCACACCUGUGGGAACUUGGUAGGUCCCUGCAUGUCCACACGUCCGAACAAGCUGUGCUGUUAGGGGGUGUCACAGAGGCAGUGACCAGGCUGGCCCUGCUGGGCCCUGGACACCACUGUCAGAUGGGACAUGGGCCACAGAGCCCGGCGAUCUAAUCCCACACAGCAUUUCUUAGGCUGAGUUUCCCAGACUGAAAAACGAAGGACACAUCUAUGCAGCUUCUCAUGUAGGUGGCUGUUGAGUGUGGGGUCAGAGCUCUGUGAGGGAUAGACCCUGGGUGGCGAUGUCACCACCGAGCUCUUAGGUGUGAAGAGCCGUGUCCCCUGCCAGCACAUCUGCAGACGGAACACGGGAGGAGCCUGACCAACAGGCACAUCCUUGCCUAGCAGCGAAGUGCCUUUAUUUUCAGCAUAGAACACAGAUGUUAGAACACUUCGGUUUGGUUUUCAGUUUUCCUAUUUUUCACCCAAUUGUACUCCUAAAGCUUAACAGGCCAUCACAAGCGACACUGCUUUGUUUUGUGUGUACAAGGUUGGUUUACGGGGAGUGGGGGCCAAGCGUACUGCCAUCAUCUCCAGUGAAUGGCUGUAGUGACAACAAGGUAGUAGAACUGAGUGGCUCGGUAUCAGAGGUGCAUUGAUGCGUUUGAGUCCCUGCCACAUGCCAGGCACUGUCUCCACGUGGGACAGGGCGGCCACCCCACGCGGCUCAGUCUCAGCAGACAGUCUGCCGACAACGUGAACACCUAGGCUGCAUCAGGGUACUUUGGUUUUCCUCUGUAACAUGCAUUAUACAGCUUCCCAAGCGCGUCUUCACCGGAACUUUCUAAGAAUCUGUUCGUGACCGUCUGGUCUUCCUGCUCGGAGGACUCACUCAGCCUGCUGAGGGCCUGACAGGCUCUCAUCUAAAGAGCGACAGCUGACCGGAGUCGUGUGUUCCACCGGGGACGGGGACGCAGUUUCUCCGCACGCUCGUCAGGGGGAGAUGGCUCAGGGUUCCCAGUCUGCUAAACUGUGCCGUUCUGACCCUCUGCUCCACCACAGGGAGCGAGGAAAAAAGGUUUACGGCUCACCCUCCCGUCCAUACACUUCUCCAAAGCCUGUGUAAACAUGUCUGAAUGAAUGUGACUGCAAGUGAUGUAAAUAGUUGAAAAUGUACAUUUCUAUUACAGUUUAAGAAGAGAAAACCUUACGAAUCAUCACUGGCCACUGUUAAUACCUAUUUGUAUUCUUAUACCUUUUCAAUAUAUUUGAACAAAUAUAUAGUUUCUGGCACUAUUUUUGUACUAGGAUAAAGGAGUUAUGAUGGACAUUAUGUUUAGCUUUUAAGUCAUUUUAAAGAAUUGUGAAUGCCCGUUUCUGUCUCUCCUCUCCCACCACGAGAAGCGUCUCAGAGGCAGUCACGUAAGGAGUCCUCACUGGAUGAUCUCCGUGAGGCCAAGAGAAGGUCAGGGGGGUUGUCCCCUGGGCGGACACCUCGCCUGUCAGCUGUUUCCUCAUUUUGCUGUGCUUUGUAAAAAUAAAAAGAAUGGACGAA
This is a messenger RNA of Hipposideros armiger (great roundleaf bat), 6851 nucleotides long. RefSeq names its product phosphodiesterase 5A (gene PDE5A). Gene Ontology annotation, biological process: signal transduction. Bases 293 to 2881 code for a protein of 862 amino acids. The record is from RefSeq and is a predicted model, not a curated record. The transcript is spliced from 21 exons. Gene Ontology annotation, molecular function: 3',5'-cyclic-nucleotide phosphodiesterase activity; protein binding. NCBI's taxonomy places the organism in Eukaryota, Metazoa, Chordata, Mammalia, Chiroptera, Hipposideridae.